GUCCAGUUCCUGGUCGGCGCAGUUUAUAAGAAAGCGGGCUUUCCCCCUUUGUUCUACUCUAUCGAAACCAUCAGUCGCCACCGUCGCCGGAGGAAGAGACUCAAGCUCCGACGUACACACCUUCUCUCCACCUACUCACCGCUGCAAUACAGUCUCUACUGUGUUGUGUAAGUUUUACUCUUCAACAUUCACCAACCAAUCCACUCUACAUUAUUAUUUUAUUUUUUUAUAUUAUGUUACAAUUAGAAUCGCCAUUGAAGCAUAUUUUUCAACUUUAUCACGAUUGUGAAGUGGAAAACUAUGGUUUGCAUUAGGUAUUUUCGUAGCGCGACAUUGAAAUAGGGAUUCAGGUUUUGUUGAAAACCUAGGGUUAUACUGAAAAUAUGGAUAAUAAUGAAGAUAUGCUUUCUGGAAAUGAUGAUAAGAGGAUUAAACCGGUGGAAAUUGGUUUGGAUUCUGAUAAUGAACCUAUAUUUAAACUAAAGAAGCCGCGUUGUGUUAAGAAGAAGCUUUGCUUGGUGUCAGAGGGGACUGGUGGGAAUGCUGCUGACUCUGUUGGGAAAUUUGUUGAUGUAGUAGUACAAGAGGAUUUGGGGGGUAUGGAUGAUACACUAGCUUGUUUUAGGAAGAGAUUGAAGGGUCCAAAGAGAGAUCGGGGCUCAAGAGGUGAUAAAGAGAAAGAUUCUAAUGUGAAUGUUGCGGUGGAAUCUUCUGAUGGGUCUUUGAAUGUUUCUUGCCAAUAUGAAGGUUUGGAUGAAAAAUCUUUGUUGAAUAAGGACAGUGCUUGUGAAGGGCAAGGUGCUGGAGAAAAUGGAUCUGAUUUGGAUAUGGAUAUGAAAACAGCGGGUAGCUGUCAAUUGAAUGUAGAAGGGCCUAAUGUGGAUUUGGCACUGAAGGGAAUUGAGGAUCUUGAUGUGUCUGAAGAUGGUUUGAUCGCAGAGGGAUCUAGAAAUAUUCCAAAAGAUGAAAAAGGGGUUGAUCCUUUGCUUGAUGCUGGUCUGCCACACUCUUCUGAUGAAACAAUGGGAGAUUCUUUGUCAGAAAUUUUACAACCAGCACAAUCUAGUUUUGUUAGUAAGUCUUGUGCUGCUGUAAGUUCAGAGCAGAAAUGUGGGAGCCAGAAUGUGAAUGACGGGUUGAGCCUUGACUCCAAAAGUGCCAGAAAAACUGCUGAGGGUGUACAUGAUUCAAACAUUCACGAUGGACCAUUAGCCGAUCCCUGUUUUUUAGCCAACGUCUGCCAUGGAGAUAGCCAGCAAUUGUCUUGUGUACAAUCUGAAGACACUUGUCCUCCUUCUGACCAAAAGGAUGCAUUAGAAGAAAGAAUUCUCAAUGAUGGUUUAAAGAAGUGUUCUGCAACAUUGCAUGAUGUUGAAGAAAUCACUGACAUUGUCUCUCUCCCGAAAUUGGGGGAAGGGGUGUCUCCAAUUAUUGAGGGUGAGCUCAAGAAUAACUUGACUGAUGACCAAGCAGAACUGUGUAAUAUUCCUUUAAAAUGCAGUGAUUUUACUUCCAAGGACAAAGAAAAGCUCCCCCCUUGUGAUUCUGGGCCCCUGACUAAAUCAUCUGAAAAUAUACGGGAUAAAAUUAAUCACCUGGUUUCUGAAAAUGUAUUCCAGGGAUCCUCAAGAAAUGGAGCUAUGGCAUUCUCUGGAUGCAACCCAAAAUUAGAUGAAGGUGUGCAUUCUGAAAGUAAGUUUGUCUCUGGUAGAAAUUGCUGCGAUCAGAAAAUUUUAGAUACAAAGGAUGAAGCAAGGAUUUUUGUUUCUGGUAAUUUGCUUGAAAAAAAUUAUGCAGCUUCCGGCGGUUGUUUAUAUCCUACAGUGUCCGAUGAAACAGUUAAAUCUGAAUUGGCUGCUCAGCUAAAUCACCUAGAGAUAGUACCUUUAGAAACACACAAUAUUCCAAAGGACUCUGUUGACUAUAUUCCAAAAUGCAGUUCAGUAUUAGAUCCGACUCAACCUUCCAAGAAUACAUUUGAAAAGGUUUCUCUUGCAAAUGGUGAUUGUUUCUAUGCCAAGAGAGAAACUGAAGAUGCCUCUCCUCAGAGUUCAAUUCCAGAGAAAACUGAGAAUUCUGCAGAAUAUGCUGCUUCUGUGUCUGAGGUAGCCCACUUUGAUGAUAAGACAUCAGCUGUUAUGCGCCGCAAGGGUAAAAAGCGUCGGCAGGGGGACAUGGCAUAUGAAGGGGAUGCUGAUUGGGAGGUUUUAAUAAACGACCAACCUUUUCUUGAAAGCCAAAGUGUUGUUGAUGGUGAGCGCAUUCUUAAACCAAGAGGGAAGCUUGAUUCUUUGAAUAUUGUUGAAGAGUCUGAAAGUGAUGCAGUAGCAGUAUCAGCUGGGCUGAAAGCCCAUGAAGCUGGUCCAGUUGAAAAAAUAAGAUUUCAGGAGAUCUUAAAGCGGAAAGGGGGUCUCCAGGAGUAUUUAGAUUGCAGAAACCAGAUCCUAGCUCUCUGGGGCUGUGAUAUCACACGUAUUUUGCCUCUUGCUGACUGUGGGGUUCGUGAUACUCCUUCUGAGGAUGAACCUCCUCGCUCUUCUCUUAUUAGGGAGGUCUAUACAUUUCUUGAUCAAUGUGGUUAUAUAAAUGUUGGAAUUGCCUCUCUAAAAGACAAUGUUGAAAAUAGUGCAAGGCAUAGUUAUACACUUAUAGGAGAAAAAGGAUAUGAAGAAAGUUAUGCAGCAUCUGUUGCUGAUUCUGAAGAUGGAGUUUCCUUUAUUGUUGGUCAGACUAAAAAGUCAGAUGCCCCUGUAGAAAUUAUGAGCAGUCUUAUAGUAGGUAAUGAAGACCUGACAACUGAAGCUAAAGAAGACAGGAUGAGUUUUAAUGUGGUGGCAAUGGAUACGUCAAACAUUACACAACAUGAAAAAAGAAAGUGUUUUGAUUGCGAGGAAAAAUCUGGGAUUCAGGAUGGAUUAAGUGGACUUGUACACGGGACUGAGCAAAGCAAUGAAUCUACCUGUGUUAAAUCUGCCUCGGGUGAUCAGAUAGGUGAUGUUCUGAAUUUUGAUUCAAAGAUUGGAAAGAGAGUGAUUGUCAUUGGAGCUGGUCCUGCUGGUCUAACUGCUGCUCGCCACUUGCAACGUCUGGGAUUUACUGUAACUGUACUUGAGGCAAGGAGUAGGAUAGGGGGUCGAGUAUUUACAGAUCGCUCAUCUCUUUCUGUCCCUGUGGAUCUUGGUGCUAGUAUUAUCACCGGUGUUGAGGCUGAUGUGGCUACUGAACGAAGACCAGAUCCUUCCGCGUUGGUUUGUGCUCAGUUGGGUCUUGAGUUGACCGUGCUAAACAGUGACUGUCCUCUAUAUGACAUAGUGACGGGACAAAAAGUUCCUGUAGAUAUGGAUGAAGCACUGGAAGCUGAAUACAACAGUCUUCUUGAUGACAUGGUAUUGCUUGUUGCCCAGAAGGGUGACCAGGCUAUGCGAAUGUCCCUUGAAGAUGGUUUAGAAUAUGCCCUUAAGAGGCGCCGUUUGGAACGCUCUCGAAGAAGUAACGAACAAAGAAGUGGCAAAGAAAUGGAAGAGGUCUUGAGUCCUCAAGAAAGAAGGAUUAUGGAUUGGCACUUUGCUAAUUUGGAGUAUGGGUGUGCUGCUCUGCUUAAGGAGGUUUCUCUUCCCUACUGGAAUCAAGAUGACGUGUAUGGAGGAUAUGGAGGAGCACAUUGUAUGAUUAAAGGAGGUUACAGCACUGUUGUCGAGUCAUUAGGUAAAGGGCUUGUCAUCCAUUUGAACCAUGUUGUAACAAACGUGUCUUAUGACAGCAAGGAAUCAGGCCUGGGUAAUAAAGUCAAAGUUUCUACAUCAAAUGGCAAUGAGUUCUUUGGAGAUGCUGUUCUGGUUACUGUUCCAUUGGGCUGCUUGAAGGCUGAAACUAUAAAAUUCUCUCCACCUUUGCCCCCGUGGAAAUAUUCUUCUAUUCAGCGUCUUGGAUUUGGAGUUCUCAAUAAAGUGGUCUUGGAAUUUCCUAGUGUGUUUUGGGAUGAUGCUGUGGACUACUUCGGAGCAACAGCUGAGGAGACAAGCAGAAGAGGCCACUGCUUUAUGUUCUGGAAUGUCAAGAAGACAGUGGGGGCUCCGGUCCUCAUAGCAUUAGUAGUUGGGAAAGCGGCCAUUGAUGGUCAGAAUUUAAGCUCUUCUGGUCACGUCAACCAUGCAUUAAUGGUUCUUCGGAAACUUUUUGGGGAGGCUUCAGUACCUGAUCCUGUUGCUUAUGUUGUCACUGAUUGGGGGGGGGAUCCUUUUAGCUAUGGUGCUUACUCCUAUGUUGCUAUUGGAGCAUCGGGAGAAGACUAUGAUAUAUUAGGGAGGCCAGUUGAUAAGUGUUUGUUUUUUGCUGGUGAAGCAACCUGCAAAGAGCACCCUGAUACAGUUGGUGGUGCAAUGAUGAGUGGACUCCGAGAGGCUGUGCGCAUAAUUGACUUAUUGAACACUGGAAAUGAUUAUACGGCAGAGGUGGAGGUAGUGGAGGCUAUACAGAAACAGUCAGAUACAGAAAGAGAUGAAGUUAGGGAUAUUAUAAAGAGACUUGAUGCAGCAGAGCUUUCCAACUUAUUGUACAAGAAGUCUUUAGAUGGUGCUCGAAUCUUAAGCCGGGAAGCUUUACUGAGGGACUUGUUCCUUAAUGCAAAAACCAAUGCUGGGCGCUUGCAUGUGGCCAAACAGUUGCUAAGUCUUCCCGUUGCAAACUUGAAAUCCUUUGCUGGGAGUAAAAAGGGGCUAAACAUUCUCAACUCAUGGAUACUGGACUCAAUGGGGAAGGAUGGCACCCAACUCUUGCGACAUUGUGUGCGUCUUCUUGUGCUUGUUUCAACUGAUUUGCUUGCUGUGCGCUUAUCAGGCAUUGGGAAAACAGUGAAGGAAAAAGUUUGUGUACACACUAGCCGUGAUAUUCGUGCUAUAGCAAGUCAAUUGGUUAGUGUAUGGCUUGAAGUCUUUCGCAAGGAAAAGACAUCUAAUGGAGGACGAAAGCUGUCAAGACAUGCAAAUGCCGUAGAUAUAUCGAAGAGAAAAUGUAUUAAAGAUCCAGCAUCAGGAAAACCACCUCUGAGUUCGUAUCAUGGUACUUUUGAGAAUAAAGGAGGUAUCUUAACUCCUGCAAUGGAUUCAGCUUCCAUUGCACAAAUGAAAAAAUCCCACGGCAAACAAGGAAGUCAGCAAGCGGUAAAUGACUUAUGGCAUGAUGUCAGUUCUUCUAGAUCCCAAGGUUCAACAGGAAAAACAGACACUGAGAUGAAGGAUACCCACUGUGCUAUGUCUGAGGAAGAAAAGGCUGCUAUUGCUGCUGCAGAAGCUGCUCGUGCAAAAGCACUUGUUGCUGCCGAGGCAUAUACCUCUGCAGAAGUUAGGAACAGUGCGCAACUCCAGCUUCCAAAGAUACCCUCAUUCCACAAAUUUAAGAGGCGGGAACAAUAUUCACAAAAUGAUGAGAGUGAUAGUAGGAAAAAAUGGUCUGGUGGUGUCUUGGGAAGGCAAGAUUGUAUUUCAGAGAUUGAUUCUAGAAAUUGCAGAGUUAGGGACUGGUCUGCUGAUUUCUCUGCUGCUUGUGUUAACCUCGAUAAUUCCAGAAUGUCAGCUGAUAAUCUCUCACAGCGGAGUCAUUCAAAUGAGAUUGCAACCCAUUUGAACUUCAGAGAGCACUCAGGAGAAAGUGUUGCUGUGGAAAGCAGUUUAUACACCAAAGCUUGGAUUGACUCAGCUGAUGGUGAGGGAAUAAAAGACUAUCACGCCAUAGAGAGAUGGCAAUCUCAAGCAGCUGCAGCAGGUUCUGAUUUUUCCAAUCCAGCCAUACAUUUGAAAGAUGAAGAGGGUUCAAAUGCCUGUUCAAGGUUACGCCGGAACCAUGAUGGAGUGGCAAAUGACAGCUCUAUUUCACAGGUUACUGUGAAUAAGGAGAACUCAAAAAAUCAUUCUCGAGGAGCAGAUUGUAUCAAAAAGGCUGUAGCAGAUUAUGUUGCGUCUUUACUUAUGCCUCUUUAUAAGGCAAGAACACUAGACAGGGAUGCAUACAAGGCUAUAAUGAAGAAAAGUACAGCCAAGGUCAUGGAGCAAUCCACAGAUGCAGAUAAAGCCUUGACUGUUCACGAUUUUCUAGAUUUCAAGCGGAAGAAUAAGAUUCGACCUUUUGUUGACAAAUUGAUUGAGAAACACAUGGAAAUGAAACCAGAUGUGAAAUCUUAGUGUUGUUUGCAGCUCGUUGAAGGAUUUUUGGAAUCUGUUUAUUCUUAUGGUCUCUGGUGGCCAUGUGCUUGCUCUCACAUAAGUACUUCAAUCUUCCAAUGUAUGUACUACAGGAGGCUUUAGUAGAUAAACAGAUAAUAUAUUCUGUUCAGCUCAAAUCAAGUGCGCUCUAUGCAAAAUGCAGCUUUCUCUCAGCAUUCUUGCAGUUCAACAGAAUACCAGAGUACUCUGCAAACCGGCUUUACUAUUUUAUAGUGAACGCUCAAUGCAAUUGCUGGUUGAAUCCUUUGGAUGCCAGGCUUCUGGAAGUUUGAAGAUGACAAUAGACUCCAUUAGUCCCAUCUUUUCACCUUCAUCUUUUGUAAAGACUGCUCUUGAAGGUUGAAAACCUAAUACCCCAUUUUUUUGAAGGGGUUUUCUUUUGACGGACAAUGACAUUAAUUGACUUUACGAAUUCCCUCUAUCUGUACAGCUUAGGGUUGUUUUAGCGCUGACAAGUAUACAUAUCCAUUUCACUGUGGCCUGUUAGAACACAGUGUUGUUCAGAUUUUUUGAGUUCAAAAUGAAUUACAAACUUUAUUUCAUUCUCCAGAAUGGGGAAAGAACUAUACCGGCUCUAUGAGAUCUUUGAUUUACCAUUUUUUUGUUUGUUUAGUUUCGUGACCUCUCUUUUGUGUGUUUGUUUGUAUGUCGAGUGUGCUAUGAAAAAUCUAGAAUAGUAGAAUUGUGAUUGCCUCAUUAACAGAGCUAUGAAAUCAAUUCAGCUCUAAUUACUGUUUAAA
This is a messenger RNA of Medicago truncatula (barrel medic), 6958 nucleotides long. RefSeq names its product lysine-specific histone demethylase 1 homolog 3. Lineage: Eukaryota; Viridiplantae; Streptophyta; Magnoliopsida; Fabales; Fabaceae. The coding region runs from base 384 to 6176 and encodes 1930 amino acids. The transcript is spliced from 8 exons. Gene Ontology annotation, molecular function: protein binding; oxidoreductase activity. The record is from RefSeq and is a predicted model, not a curated record.